Molecule: messenger RNA, 4329 nt
Organism: Diaporthe amygdali
Lineage: Eukaryota; Fungi; Ascomycota; Sordariomycetes; Diaporthales; Diaporthaceae
Exons: 3
Coding region: 1-4329 (1442 amino acids)
Biological process (GO): regulation of transcription by RNA polymerase II
Cellular component (GO): mediator complex
Molecular function (GO): transcription coregulator activity
Source: RefSeq, a predicted model, not a curated record
AUGGACCCUGGGGAAUAUGAUACUAAUACAUUAUUGAUUAACAACGUCUCCUCGGUCGCUUUCAAGAUCUACGAGCCUGUGAUCACGCACGCAUCUGCCUACACCUUCUCCGCCUCCGACGUCGAAUUCACGCUCAGAAAUGGGGGACACCUGGUCUAUGCCGACCCGGUUCGGCGGGCAAUCUGGUGCUUCUCCCUGACAGCGAUUGACGGGUCCACCAUAGGACUGCCGGGCCAGCCAUCUCUCGAAGCAGACCUAGACGUCUGUGGCUACAAGCUUGCAUUGGUGGACGAAGGCGGUCUCGAGCCGAUCAGCUUGCUCAAAAACAGGAAUACGACUCCCAACACGCUCAACACUCCUGCCUCUUCAUCACCGAGUGGAUCUGCGCUUGACACAGCGCUUCGAGGCGCACAAGCCCCGGGAGGCGCCAUGACCGCGACUGGUUUCCCUCUGGAGGCAGACAACAAGACAAAUGUUGGCCUCUCGGUAGACUCGAAGGGCUACGGGUCUAUACCGGCAAAAGACAUAUAUGAGUUCUUCACCGCAGCGGCGCUGGCUAGUCUAUCACAGCGGUUCUGUACGAAGACCGGUGCAAUCCCGCUGGAUCUGAGGUCAUUUAUACUACCAUCCAAACCGCCUGAUUCAGAGUCUCUGGAGCCUGCAGGUAUUCCAAUCAUAGCGUCUUUGAGGGUGCAUUUGACAACGACAGGCUCACUCCUCAUCGGCGUCUCCCUGUCUUUCUCACGAGGACUGCAUGCUGGCGCUGAUGGUUUGAAUUCAUCUUUACCGCCUGCUGGUGCUACUGUUCUUGCUGCCCCCUUUGGCGUGUUUGGGACAUUCCAGGGACUGACAGAAGGUGAAGGGAGCUCGAUCGAUGGCAGCGUGGCUCAGUCACCCGAGACACAAAUCACGCGAUUCAGACCAGACGUGGAUGUCAGGACGAGAAGCCCUCUGGCGAUGAAUUGCACCGUCGAUCCUGGCGCAGUCAGUCUCAGGGACGGCUUCGACGCUUUGAACCAUGCAAAGACCUGGUUCCUGGGCAACAGUGAACGGGAAGAGCUAAUGGCCAAGAAAAAGAACGAAAGAGAAGCUGCCGCAUCUAAGGACGCCGCCGAAGCUAACCCUCGCCUGCUGCAGCAAAAUAAUGGGUCCUCACCUUUUGAUAUGCGUCGAACCAGCAACACAGGAGCCGCCGGUGGUGCCAUGUAUCCCACGCCGCCUGACGGUGUGCAGAAUGCGGCAGGCGUCACCCCGUCCAUAGAUGGAACCACGUCCAGCCCCGGAAACCCAGCACCAUCAGCAGCACUGGUUGAUAUUGACACCGCAAUGGUAACAUCAGCAGGCCUAGGUGAUGCUUUUGGCGACGGAUGGGAUGGCUCUGACGCCAAGCGAGAUCAGUCUUUCAUCCAAGGCGAGAAUUGGGAACUCAACAAUGACGUCUUCGUUGACAACGACAUCACCGACGCAGACUUCAACUUUUUCGACGAGCAUCCUGGCUCGAUGGACGUCAGUGUUGCUGAUCUUUCGGAAUUGAAUAGCGGUCUGCCAAACCUGGAGUCGACAGACCAGUUCGCGGUUCCCGCUCCUCAGAAGCCUGCAGAACUUGGAACACCCAAGACCAACAAUUUGCCAGCUCCUCCUGUAUUUGCCAAACCAGAGUUGAAGCACGCAAGGAGCAUCAUAGGCGAAAGUCGCCAGCGUGAUAGCACCAAGGUACGGCCAUCAAACGGGGUCAAAAGGCAGCCCAGCCCUUUUGAUCCCACAGCCGUCUACAAGAGGCUGAAGGCAUCCAUUGCAGGUGGUUUUCGGACCAACACGAAUUCCGUCGAUUUACCGGUUCGCCGAGGAAGUGUUUAUGACAAGCUUCAGUUCGAUCCCUCUCUCUCCAUGGUGAACAAAAAGUACGAGCACAGCGGCCGGUUCGACUUCCAAUGGGAAAAUGAGGAGAACGCACAGAAAAGCUCUGGAUCACCUCCAACGACCGACUAUCUCCGGCGGCAUGGGAAGUCACGAACCACGCUGAAAGACUUGCCCGCGAAUAUGGGCUCUCGAGGUGUGGAGGCACCGGGGACCUUGGAAAGCAGUAUGCAACUUGAUUCUAUCAAGUAUGAGGACUCGACUUCCGACGCUGAUGAAGUCAGUCUUGUUUCCGAUCAGGACGAUGCAAGCGAUUUCUCCGACGAGCCAUCGUCACCUACGAAAUUGAGCGUGCGGCGGCGGCGGCUUGGGGAUGACAACGAAUCACUGGCCCCGUCGAUAAGAGACAUCGAUUUUAUGGAUGAUUCUCAAACGUUGAGCAGUACUGACUUGUCCAAACUAUCGAUAAAUGACCACUCGGAGACGGCUAUCGCUCGCUACUUUGCCGAUGCUGAACCAGCCUCGCAGCGACUGAUUUCCAACGACGAUGAAUUCAUGAUGGUUGCACAAAUACUCACAGAGCAGGCUGCCUCUGGCUACCUUAAGAUCACUCUGCCAGACUCGUUACCUGCUAGUCUCCAUUUGACUGACCUGCAGCGAGACAUUGUCCAUGGCACACAAAAUUCGUUGCGAACACUCCAGACCAUACUGCCCCCAAACCUACAAACUGCGACGAUAUGCCAGCUCCGGCAGCUGCUCGAGAUACAGGAUGUCCCAUUGCUGGCGGCACCCAGCCGCCUGCAACCACGUCCAGCGGGCGGGCCGGAACAGCGACCGAGUCUCGUCCAGAUCCCCGCACCGCACCUCGAAUUGCGAAGACAAGACUCCAGGUUGUCCGUCUUGCCGUCUGCUGUCAAAUUUUGGGAGACUCUCGGGCUCGGGCCUUCCCAGGGCCCUAAGAACGUACAUGCUGUCUGCGUGUUCCCUGGUCUCGACGGCGUAGCCGACUUUGCUGGUAUACUCCUAGACCGUCUUCACAAUGUGUACGAAUCCCUGAAGUUGGGAAGUUUCGAACGAAUGCCGUCGUCGGCAAACGUGCAGAACGGCCUCGUCUCGUAUGAGGUUGACAGGACGAACAACGCCCCAGUCUCAUCCCCAGGGUCUCAAUUCAGAUCACCCUUGGUUGAAGAUAUGGCCAAACUUGCUGUGGCUAUCUUCAAUUCAACAGCCGUUUCCAAAAACUUAGUCGUUUACUUUGUUUACACACCUGACAAUCCCCAGACAAUAGUUGAUGCCUGUGCGGCUUUCAAAAGGCUCUUCGACAUAUAUAAAAGAGCUCUGGCAGAAAGAAAGAAGCCGGCACAGAAUGAGCUGGUGCUCCAGCUCGUCUCCCUGGACUACGUGGCCACGUCGACUUCGCUUGUGGUCCUCCAGCCACCUGAGCACAUACGACUGUGCCUCGAGACUUAUGAUCGCUGCACACUUUUUGGGGGGCCAAUGCCGUCACCAGCCAUUGUUCUGGAGCAGCCCAUAACCCGCGGUAUCGACUUUCAAAUUAGAAACCCACCCUCUGCGAACAUACUCCAGGAGAACUCAUCAAUGCACAUCGCAUACGCGCAUAGUGUCGACGAGAGAUGGAUCACAGCAGCUUGGUCGGACAAUCGUGGCUGCAAGCAGAUGACUGCAUCGUACUGCCUGGGUAGAAGGGGAAAGUCACUCUCAAGAAGCUUUACUGAUGUGGCUCACGAAAUCUGGACAACUACUUUCGACCUGAUAUCCAUCUGGAAAGUGCACUGGCGCAUAAUUGUCACCAAAGUUGGGGCAAUGGAUCAACAAGAGAUCAGCGAUUGGAUCAACCUGGCGCAGGCUGAGACCAAGGCUUCUGUGACCCUCACUCUCUUGGCAGUAGACACAAAUCCGUCACUGCAAUUGCUCCCAUCGAUAUCGAAAGUCCCGUUUACUGCGCAAUCUGUAUUCUACUCAACGCCAGUAUCAACUCCCCAGUCAUCCAUGGUCUCUCCAGAGCAAGUCGGAAACCCGGCAACACCGAAAGGGGCGCCGACUUCCUCACAGAACGCCACCACACCAGGCGCAGACCCGAACGCGACCGAGACCGACUCGGACGCUAGCCUCGUGGACGUCACCGACACAAUCUGGGCGGCGAUAGCCUCGCAUCGGCUGAACGUCUCACACUCUCUGACUGACCCCAACCCAGCUCUCAUCAGCGGCUACCUGAUCAAGCGCGGAGGGUCUAAUACCGAGGACCCACCUACCGUCCUGGAGGUCAACGUGGUCCACAGCGAGGGAAAUCCUCGGAUGCAUGAGCUGCUUCUUAGAGAGAUGCUGACGUACUUCCGCGGACUGGGCACCAUUGCAAGGGCUAGGUCCGUGACCGAGGAAGAGGGCGAUGUGCGGCCAUGGCAUAUAGCCGCGGCAGAGAAGGGCGUAGAAGCACUGUACCAGUUGAUGUGA